Molecule: messenger RNA, 1206 nt
Organism: Argentina anserina (silverweed cinquefoil)
Lineage: Eukaryota; Viridiplantae; Streptophyta; Magnoliopsida; Rosales; Rosaceae
Product: probable carbohydrate esterase At4g34215
Exons: 2
Coding region: 30-914 (294 amino acids)
Source: RefSeq, a predicted model, not a curated record
AGAGAUCGAAAGAAAGCCCCACAUCCACCAUGAUGAUGCUUUUCUUGUUCUUUAUGUCUCUUGCGUCUCACGCCUCAUCAAAAGAGCAACACAUCAAAAGCAUUUUCAUUCUUGCCGGACAGAGCAACAUGGCCGGCCGCGGAGGCGUUGUCAACGACACCACAACCGGAAUCACUACCUGGGACGGCGUCAUUCCUCACGAGUGCCGCCCCAACCCUUCCAUCUUCCGAUUCAGCGCCAACCUCUCGUGGGUGGAAGCCCGCGAGCCUCUCCACGCCGACAUCGACCUGGAGAAGACAAAUGGGAUCGGCCCCGGGAUGCCAUUCGCCAAUGCGCUCCUUACCAAUAGCGCCGUUGGUGCGAUUGGCUUAGUCCCGUGCGCGAUCGGCGGGACUAACCUAAGCCAAUGGGAACGAGGGUCGUUCCUGUACGAACAGAUGAUUAGGAGAGCUAAGGCAGCUUCGUUAGAUGUGAGUAGAAAUGGCGGCUCAAUCACGGGAGUGCUAUGGUAUCAAGGUGAGAGCGAUACGACUAGUAUAGAAGACGCCCAAUCUUACAAAGACAGAUUGGAAACCUUUUUUGGAGACUUGAGGUUGGCUCUGAAAUAUCCCAUGCUUCCAAUAAUCCAGGUGGCGAUUGCAUCAGGAGCAGGACCAUACAUGGAGAGAAUUAGAGAAGCUCAGCUGGGAGUUGAGCUACUAAACGUGCGAACCGUUGAUGCCAAGGGUCUCACAUUAGAACCUGAUAGGUUGCACCUCACUACCCCUAGUCAGGUUCGACUAGGGGAAAUGUUGGCUGACACAUAUUUUCAGUUCAUUUCCAGCUCUAUAAGCAAUCAUGCACCAAGAAAAAGACGUCCUUGUUUGAUCAUCCAUUUUGUGAUUGGCUUCUUUUGGAAACUUUUGACUUCAUAACUCGUCAUUUCUAAUCCAUCAAAUUAAUUCAAACUUCAAUGAGUCAGCUUUGUGUUCUGGGUUGAUGCUAAGCCAGCCAGCUACAGUCCUAUGGUUUUGGGGAUUCAUAAUAUCGCAUUUAUAUGGGGGUGAAGAAUGUGACAAUAAUUAAGCAUAAGCCUGAUAGUUGUUAAUGAGCUUUUCUUUCUAUGUAUAUACAAACCAAGAUUAGUGAUCCACAAACAUCAUCUCAGUACUUUUGGAACUUAAAGUACCUACCGGUUGUUGCAGAAAGACUGGAGAGAGUUUCAGU